Cutaneotrichosporon cavernicola is the source of this 360-nucleotide messenger RNA. RefSeq lists its product as uncharacterized. The transcript has 2 exons. The record is from RefSeq and is a predicted model, not a curated record. Bases 1 to 360 code for a protein of 119 amino acids. NCBI's taxonomy places the organism in Eukaryota, Fungi, Basidiomycota, Tremellomycetes, Trichosporonales, Trichosporonaceae.
AUGGACCCGGCCCUCAAAAACGAAAUCGCUACCGAGUCGACCGAGCUCGCGACAGGCGAACCACCCAUCCGCUCCCGUGUCGCCCCGGAUAUCAACCCCAUCGGCGGAGGGAUUGUAGAUGACUCGCAGGCUGCCGACACGUCUCCAGGCGAUGGAUCAACGCACACGAAUCAGCUGUCGGGCGAGGAGAUGGCCAUGGCACGCGCCUACGCCACUGAACACCACAAGAAGUCUGACGAGCCCCAUCACCCUUCACUCAAAGACAAGGUCAGCGGUUUCGGCAACGUCGUCGCCGGCAAGGUGACGGACGACCCGGCCAAGGUCGCGUACGGCAAGGCCAAGGCACAGGGCGAGGUGUAA